Messenger RNA from Kogia breviceps (pygmy sperm whale), 5700 nucleotides. RefSeq names its product nucleoporin 210 (gene NUP210). Gene Ontology annotation, cellular component: nuclear pore. NCBI's taxonomy places the organism in Eukaryota, Metazoa, Chordata, Mammalia, Artiodactyla, Physeteridae. The record is from RefSeq and is a predicted model, not a curated record.
UGAAGCGCGGCGAGGAUGGCGGCGCGGGGCCGGCGGCCGUGGCCGCUGCUGCUUGCGCUCUUGGGGCUGCUGGCGCUGGGCCCCGGCGCGCCGGCGUCCAAGCUCAACAUCCCCAAGGUGCUGCUGCCCUUCACGCGGGCCACGCGCGUGAACUUCACGCUGGAGGCCUCGGAGGGCUGCUACCGCUGGUCAUCGACCCGGCCGGAGGUGGCCAGCAUCGAGCCGCUGGGCCCGGACAAGCACCAGUGCUCCCGGAAGGCGGUGGUGCAGGCCCGCCUGUCCCAGCCCGCUCGCCUGACGAGUAUCGUCUUCGCGGAGGACGUCACCACCGGCCAGGUCCUGCGCUGCGACGCCAUCGUGGACCUCAUCCACGGCAUUCAGAUCGUCUCCACCACCCGCGAGCUCUACCUGGAGGACUCCCCGCUGGAGCUUAAGAUCCAGGCCCUGGACUCGGAAGGAAACACGUUCAGCACCCUGGCCGGGCUGGUCUUUGACUGGAUGAUCGUAAAGGACACAGAGGCCGACGGGUACUCAGACACCCACAACGCGCUCCGCAUCCUGACUUUUUUGGAGUCCACGUACAUCCCUCCCUCCUACAUCUCAGAGAUGGAGAAGGCGGCCAAGCAGGGGGACACCAUCUUGGUGUCCGGGAUGAAGACGGGGAGCUCCAAGCUGAAGGCACGCAUCCAGGAGGCCGUGUACAAGAACGUCCGCCCCGCGGAGGUCAGGCUGCUGAUUUUGGAGAACAUCCUCCUGAACCCAGCUUAUGACGUCUACCUCAUGGUGGGGACGUCCAUCCGCUACAAGGUGCAGAAGAUCAGGCAAGGAAAGAUUACAGAGCUCUCAAUGCCCUCGGAUCAGUACGAGCUACAGCUUCAGAACAACGUCUGGGGCCCCGAGGGAGACCCGGGCCGGCCCGUGGCGGUCCUGGCCCAGGACACAUCGUUGGUGACCGCGGUGCAGCUGGGACAGAGCAGCCUGGUACUUGGCCACAGGAGUAUCCGCAUGCAGGGCGCUUCCCGGUUGCCCAAUAGCACCAUCUACGUGGUGGAACCCGGGUACCUGGGCUUCACAGUCCACCCCGGUGGCAGGUGGGUGCUCGAGACCGGCCGCCUGUAUGAAAUCACCGUCGAAGUGCUUGACAAGUCUGGCAACCAGGUCUACCUGUCGGAUAACAUCCACAUCGAAACCAUGCUCCCCGCGGAGUUCUUUGAGGUUCUGGCUUCUUCCCGGAACGGGUCGUACCAUCGUGUCAGGGCAACAAAGAGGGGCCAGACGGCCAUCGAGGCCGCCCUCACCUCCGUGGUGGACCAGGACGGAGGGGUCCACACGUUGCGGGUGCCUGUGUGGAACCAGCAGGAGGUGGAAAUCCACGUCCCCAUCACCCUCUAUCCAAGCAUCUUGACGUUUCCCUGGCAACCAAAGACGGGCGCCUAUCAGUACACGAUAAAGGCCCACGGUGGGAGUGGGAACUUCAGCUGGUCUUCCUCGAGCUCUGCGGUUGCCACGGUCACCGUCAAGGGCGUGAUGACUACAGGUAGCGACACUGGACUCAGUGUGAUCCAGGCCCAUGAUUUGCAGAACCCGCUACAUUUCGGUGAGAUGAAGGUGUACGUGAUUGAGCCCAGCGGCAUGGAGUUCGCCCCGUGCCCAGUGGAGGCCAGCAUGGGCCAGAGCCUGGAGCUGCCCCUGAGGAUCCACGGCCUCAUGCCCGGUGGGGCUGACGAGGUGGUCACGCUGAGCGACUGCUCCCACUUCGACUUGGCAGUGGAGAUGGAGAACCAGGGCGUGUUCCAGCCGCUCCCAGGGAGGCUGCGGCCGGGGCCUGAGCACUGCAGCGGUGUCACGGUGAGGGCAGAGGCCCAGGGCUAUACCGCGCUCCUUGUGAGCUACAAGCACGGCCACAUCCACCUGAGCGCCCGCAUCACCAUUGCCGCCUACCUGCCCCUCAAGGCUGUGGACCCCUCCUCUGUCGCCCUGGUGACCCUCGGCUCCUCAAAGGAGAUGCUUUUCGAGGGGGGUCCCAGACCCUGGGUCCUGGAGCCUUCCAAGUUCUUCCGCAACGUCACCUCUGAGGACAUGGACAGCGUCAGCCUGGCUCUCUUUGGGCCCCCUGCCGCCCGGAAUCACCAGCAGCACUGGAUCCUCGUGACCUGCCAGGUCUUGGGCGAGCAGGUCAUCGCCCUCACGGUGGGGAACAGGCCCAGCAUCACGAACCCCUUCCCGGCGCUGGAGCCCGCUGUGGUGAAGUUCGUGUGUGCGCCGCCCUCCAGGCUCACCCUGGCGCCCGUCUACGCCAGCCCCCAGCUGGACCUGUCCUGCCCGCUGCUGCAGCAGAACAAGCAGGUGGUUCCGGUCUCCAGCCAUCGCAACCCCCUGCUGGACCUGGCCGCCUAUGACCAGCAGGGCCGCAGGUUUGACAAUUUCAGCUCGCUGAGCGUCCAGUGGGAGUCCACCAGGCCGUCGCUGGCCAGCAUCGAGCUGGACCCGCCCUUGCAGCUGGUGUCCCGGGACGACGGGAGCGGCCAAAAGAAGUUGCACGGCUUGCAGGCCAUUUCAGUUCACCAGGCCUCGGGCACCACGGCCAUCUCUGCCACCGCCACUGGCUACCAGCAGUCCCACCUGGACAUGGCCAGAGCGAAGCAGCCGCACCAUCCCCUCAUGCCCGUGUCGGCGUCCAUCGAACUCAUGCUGGUGGAGGACGUGAGGGUCAGUCCGGAAGAGGUGGCCAUCUACAACCACCCGGGCGUGCAGGCGGAGCUGCACAUCCGAGAAGGCUCUGGCUACUUCUUCCUCAACACCAGCAGCGCAGAUGUGGUCAGGGUGGCCUAUCAGGAAGCCCGGGGCAUCGCCACGGUGCACCCUUUGCUCCCGGGCACCUCAGCCAUCAUGAUCCACGACUUGUGCUUAGCCUUCCCGGCCCCGGCGAAGGCUGACGUUUAUGUCUCGGACAUUCAGGAGCUGUACAUCCGCGUGGUGGACAAGGUGGAGAUUGGGAAGACGGUCAAGGCAUAUGUUCGCGUGCUGGACUUCCACAAGAAGCCUUUCCUGGCCAAGUACUUGGCCUUCAUGGACCUGAAGCUCCGGGCCGCCUCCCAGAUCGUCACGCUGCUGGCCCUCGACGAGGCCCCAGACGACUACACCGCCGUGUUUCGCGUCCACGGCGUGGCCAUCGGCCAGACCAGUCUCACUGCAACCGUGACCGACAAGGCUGCACAGAGAAUCAACUCAGCCCCACAGCAGAUUGAGGUCUUUCCCCCGUUUAGGUUGAUACCCAGGAAGGUGACGCUGAUUAUCGGGGCCACGAUGCAGAUCACCUCCGAGGGCGGCCCCCAGCCUCAGUCCAACAUCCUCUUCUCCAUCAGCAACGAGAGCGUGGCGCUGGUGGGCGGCACCGGGCUCGUGCGAGGCCUCUCCGUGGGCCACGGCGCCGUGUCGGGGGUCGUGCAGGCCGUGGACGCCGAGAGCGGCAGGCUCGUCGUCGUGUCAGAGGAUCUCGUGGAGGUGGAGGUGUUGCUGCUGCAGGCUGUGAGGAUCCGUGCCCCCAUCACUCGCAUGAGGACGGGGACCCAGAUGCCCGUCUACGUCACGGGGAUCACCAACAACCAGAACCCUUUCUCCUUCGGCAACGCCGUGCCGGGCCUGACCUUCCACUGGUCUGUCACCAAGCGAGACAUCUUGGACAUCCGGGGGCGGCACCACGAGGCAUCUCUCCGGCUGCCGUCGCAGUACAACUUUGCCAUGAACGUGCACGGCCGGGUGAAGGGCCGUACCGGCCUGAGGGUGGUGGUCAGGGCCCUGGACCCCACAGCCGGGCAGCUGCUGGGCCUCGCCAAGGAGCUCUCUGACGAGAUCCAGAUCCAGGUGUUUGAAAAGCUGCGGCUGCUGAACCCCGAAAUAGAAGCAGAACACGUGUUAAUGUCGCCCAACUCAUUUGUCAAGCUCCAGACAAACAGGGAUGGUGCCGCCUCUCUGAGCUAUCACGUCCUGGACGGGCCUGAGAAGGUUCCCAUCGUGCACGUUGACGAGAAGGGCUUCCUGGUGUCGGGGUCCGUGAUCGGGACAUCCAUGGUCGAAGUGACUGCUCAAGAGGCUUUUGGGGCCAACCAGACCGUCAUCGUGGCUGUCAAGGUGUCCCCUGUUUCUUACCUGAGGAUCUCCAUGAGCCCCACCCUGCACACCCAGAACAAGGAGGCUCUGGCGGCCCUGCCCCUGGGAGUGACCGUGACUUUCACCGUCCACUUCCACGACAACUCCGGAGACGUCUUCCACGCUCACAACUCUGUCCUCAACUUCGCAACUAACAGGGACGAGUUCGUGCAGAUCGGGAAGGGCGCCGCCAACAACACCUGUGUGGUCCGCGCGGUCAGCGUGGGCCUGACCCUGCUGAGAGCGUGGGACGCGGCGCACGGCGGCCUCUCUGACUUCGUCCCGCUGCCUGUGCUGCAGGCCAUCUCCCCCGAGCUGUCCGGAGCGGUGGCGGUGGGGGACGUCCUCUGUCUGGCCACGGUUCUGGUCAGCCCGGAAGGCAUCUCCGGGACCUGGAGCUCAUCGGCCCGCAGUAUCCUCCACGUCGACCCCAAGACGGGCGUGGCCGUGGCCCGGGAAGCGGGAGCUGUGACCGUUUACUACGAGCUCGCCGGGCACCUGAAGACCUACAAGGAGAUAGUGGUCAGCGUCCCUCAGAGGAUCGUGGCCCGGUACGCCCGCCCCGUCCAGACCAGCUUCCAGGAGGUCGCGGCCUCCAAAGUGGUGGUCACCGUGGGAGACCGGAGCUCUAACCUGAGAGGCGAGUGCUCCCCCGGCCAGGUGGAAAGCAUCGCAGCCCUGCGCCCGGAAUCGCUCCUCGGCUGCCAGCUACAGUUCAAGCAGGACAUCUUCGACUUCCCAGCCCGUGAGGUUUUCACCGUAGAACCGGAGUUUGACGCUGCCCUGGGCCGGUACCUCUGCUCGGUGACAAUGCUCAGGCUUACGGACAAGCAGCUGAAGCACCUGAGCCUGAAGAGGACAGCACUGCUGGUCACUCCCUCUCUCCCAGGCAGCCACUUCUCCGGAGAGCAGGUCGGGGCCGAGGUCCCCUUCAGCCCAGGGCUUUACACUGACCAGGCUGAAAUCCUUUUGAGCAACCACUACACCAGCUCCGAGGUCAAGGUCUUUGGUGCCAUGGAAGUUCUGGAGAACCUGGAGGUGAAGUCGGGGUCCCCGGCCGUGCUGGCCUUCGUGAAGGAGAAGUCCCUGGGGCUGCCCAGCUGCGUCACCUACACAGUCGGCAUCUCGGACCCCACGGCCGGCAGCCAGGGGCCUCUGUCCACCACCCUGACCUUCUCCAGCCCCGCCGCUAACCAGGCCGUCACCCUGCCCGUCACCGUGGCCUUCGUGAUGGAUCGCCGGGGACCCGGUACUCACGGCGCCGGCCUCUUCCAGCACAUCCUGGACUCCUACCAGGUCAUGUUCUUCACGCUCUUUGCCCUGCUGGCCGGGACCGCGGUCACGAUCAUAGCCUACCACGCGGUCUGCACACCCCGGGAGCCCGCUGCAGCACCGGCCCUCUCCCCGCGAGCCAGCCCUCGGCACAGCCCGCACUAUGUUCCUGCCUCAUCGCCAACGCCUUUCAACGCGCUGCUUCCUGCUCGCAGAGCCAGCCCUCCCUCAGGGCUGUGGAGCCGGGUGUACCCCUCCCACUAGUCGGCAGGGCCGGGA